This is a messenger RNA of Adineta ricciae, 1686 nucleotides long. The record is from the annotation of a GenBank genome assembly. NCBI's taxonomy places the organism in Eukaryota, Metazoa, Rotifera, Eurotatoria, Adinetida, Adinetidae.
AUGACAAUGAAAUUUGAAUUUUUACCAAAUGAAAUUCUCAUUUUUUGUUUUGAAUAUUUCAAUAUAUUCGAGCUAUUUUCCUCAUUCGAUCGAUUAAAUCUACGAUUUUCCAAACUCAUUCGUCAUGUUCCAUUACAGCUCAACUUACAAAACACAUCCAAGCAACUAUUCGACCAAUUCUGCACACAUCUAUCAUCAAACCCUGAAAUUCAACAACAAAUUUAUUCAUUACAUCUUUCAAAUAGGCAUUCAUCGGGACAAAUUCAACAUUUUCUCACCUAUUUCACUCUAAAAGACUUCUCUCAUCUACAAUUCUUAAGCUUAGUCGAUGUUCAACGACGACAAAUCUCACGAAUUACAUCCAGUUUACCAUCUCUAUUAUCUUUACAGAUUCGUCAUAUAGAUAACGAUUAUGAGUUGAUGGAACAUCUUCCAAUGGAUCGACUACAACGAUUGUCAAUUCUUUCGUUACAUUCCGUUCGAAAGCGCUUGCCGGACACUUUCAAUAUUAGAAAAUUGACCAUCUUAGCUUGCUUGGUAGACGAUUUAAUCAACCAUUUAUUCGAUUAUUUUCCGCGAUUGGAAUCGUUUCAUGUUCAGUUCGUUUCACCGUAUAACUAUCCAUUGGAAAGAGAAAUUCCUGCGCAGAAAUCGCAAGGUAUUCAUCUAAAACAUUUGACUAUUGAUUUAUUCAAAUACGACUUUGAACAGUUCGAAUUAUUUGCUAAACAAAUUCCAAAUUUACGAAGUUUAUCGAUCAAAUCGAGAGGAAAUAGCAUGAUCAACGCUCGUCGAUGGGAAGAUCUAAUUCAAACAUCGUUAAAACAUUUAAAAAUCUUCAAAUUUCAAUUUACCUGCGAUCAUCACCAGAUACCUCAUCUUGAACGUUUCCAAAGCGAGUUUUGGUGGAAGGAGCAUCAAUGGCAUACGGAAUAUUCCCGAGACAAACACUUUGCACUUGUAUAUACAGUACCUUAUCCCUCAACCAUAUUGAAAUUAGAUUUACAAAGUCAGCGGUUUCCCGGAAGAAACUUUGACCAUGUUUUCGAUCGUGUUACAAACCUCACAUUAAGCCAUGAACUGAUCCACAAACGUUGUGAUUAUUAUUUUCCCACGAUUGAAACAUUAGAAGUACUUAUCGAUGGAUGGGACGUGCUUAUACCGGUGCGAAUCGAAGAUUUGAAAACUAUCAUCAAUCUAAACAGUUUAACACAUGUGAAUGUUUCGAAUUAUGAACGAAGUUCAACCUGUCAUUUGCUGUUAAGUGUAUUUCCGCACGCACCAAAUUUGAUAUGGAUUACGAUGAAUCCCGAGUAUUUCUCAUCCGUCGCGGAAAACACCAAGUUAUGUCAAUAUUUUUAUCAAAGGAUUCGAAAAGUUGAUAUGAUCAAAUAUGACCAUUCGUCAUUUGAGGACUAUGAAGACAUGGCGAGAUUCUGUGAGAUAUUUGCAAAUAUUGAACAGUUGGUGUGUCACGUGAGAGAAGUCAACAGUGUUUUUAUUUUAUUGGAUCGAUUAAAAAAACUAUCAACAGCUGAAAUUUGUUUCCCAGCACAAACCUAUCCGGAUUCAAGUUCGGCCGUAUUCAAAGAACAAGAAGACAAAUAUAAUUAUUUUUUUCAUAUCGAAAGCAUAAGUCGAAUCAUAGCAAAAGUAUCCAUAUGGAUCGGUGAAAGAGCGAAAUAA